GAUACAGUGAAUGCGGUGAAAGUACUCUCUCCAGUCUCCCUUCAACGCGCAAUGUUGUGGAUGUUUGGAGGAGACAACGGACAGUAGUAUCUCAGCACAGAGACAACAGUGUUUUAAAGAGAGGUUUCCCACAUCUCCUCUCUCCCCCUCUACGUGGAGACCGACCACCACCGCAACCUCCACCCUUUAACCCCACUCCAUCAUGACAUCACCAGACUCUCCCCCUCUGGUCUCCCCUUCCCCAUGCCCUGCCCCCCCUCCAUCCCUUCCCUCCUCCCCCGUACCCUCCUCUCCGGCGCCGUCCUCUUCCUCCCUCCCCGCCCCACCCUCGCUGCCUCCCACGGGCGAAGUGAUGGUGCUGGCUCUGGGCAGGAAGAAGCAGAGGGUGCUGAUCGCUCUCUCCAUCCUGCCCAACCUCUUCCUGGCCUUCCUGCUCUCUUCCGACCCCCUCAUCACCCUCUCCUCGCCCCACCACUGCCACCUGCCGGGGCCCUUGCCGUCGCCCGAGGUACUGAACGCCUCCUUGCCGUGGGAGAAGGGGGAGCGGCCCGGGGACAGUGGGGGCCUGUCCCAGUGUAAGCAGUACGUCAACGGCAGCCAGUCAGCUGUGGUGGACUGCGAGGCCGGCUGGGACUACAAUGUCACAGAAGGGCUGAGGAACAACAUUGUUACUGAGUGGGAUCUGGUGUGUGGUCAGUACUGGCUGGUCCCAGUAGAGGAGGUGUGCUUCAUACUGGGCGUACUGACUGGCUGUCUGGGCCUGGGCUACGCCGCUGAUAGGCUGGGUCGGUCCAAGACUCUGCUGACCUCCCUGACCCUGUCGGUGGUGUUUGGGGUGCUGGUGUGUGUCUCUCCAUAUCCCUCCAUCUUCAUUGUCAUGCGUUUCUGUUUGGCGGCUGCCAGCGCGGGAGUCUACCUCACUCUGUACAUCACCCGCCUGGAGCUGUGCGAGCCGUCUCUGAGGCUGGUGGUCACCAUGCUGGCUGGGCUGAUGACUGUAGCCGGGGAGCUGCUGCUGCUGGCCGUGGCCCUCGGCUGCCAGUCCUGGAGGGGCCUGCUGGGAUCAGGCGCCGCACCACUAACACUCUUCCUCAGCUAUGGCAUUCCUGGGGUAUUUCCAGAGUCUCCUCGCUGGCUCCUUCUGUCAGAGCGAUCUGGGGACAUGAACUCUUUCACAGAGAGAAGAAACUCCAACAGAGAUGUGAGGGACGAUGAGAGCUUCACAGAGCUGGAUUCAGAGCCGCCCCCCUCCUCUCGCCCACACCUGUCCUUUCCCGAGCUCUUCCACAGCAGGAACAUCUGGAAGAACAUGUGUGUGCUCGGCUUCACCUCAUUCAUCUCUCACGGCAUUAGUCACUGUUACAGCUCUUUCCGAGGUGACGUCAGAGGCACCGCCCCCAGCUUCUAUUGGACCUACUUGCUGUCUGUUUGUGCAGGGGGUGGCGCCUGGCUGUUGCUCUGGGCGACCGUAGACAGGUGCGGCCGCCGUGGCAUCCUACUCCUCUCCAUGACGAUGACGGGGCUGGCCUCUUUGAUCCUCCUGGGACUCAUGGAGUAUCUCAGUGAGACAGCCAUCACUGUUUUCUCAGUGCUGGGUCUCUUCUCCUCCCAGGCCACCGCCUCCCUCUGCAUCCUCUUCACGGCAGAGAUCAUGCCCACCAUCAUCAGGGGUAGCGGCGUGGGCGCUGUGCUCGCCCUGGGCUGCGUGGGCCGCCUCAGCUCCCCACUCAUGGACCUGAGGAACCACUAUGGCUACUUCCUGCACCACGUGGUCUACUCCUCUCUGGCCCUGCUGGCCGUGCUCUCCAUCCUGCUGCUGCCCGAGAGCAAGAGGAAGCCGCUGCCCCAGACGCUGGCCGACGGGGAGCAGUACAGACGCCCCCCGCUGGGCAGGAGAAGGAGGGACAACGUGCCACUGCUGGCCACACCUAACCCAGAGACCUAA
This is a messenger RNA of Scomber japonicus (chub mackerel), 1945 nucleotides long. It is a transcript of the gene slc22a17, whose product is annotated as solute carrier family 22 member 17. The record is from RefSeq and is a predicted model, not a curated record. Gene Ontology annotation, molecular function: transmembrane transporter activity. Bases 203 to 1945 code for a protein of 580 amino acids. The transcript is spliced from 10 exons. NCBI's taxonomy places the organism in Eukaryota, Metazoa, Chordata, Actinopteri, Scombriformes, Scombridae. Gene Ontology annotation, cellular component: membrane. Gene Ontology annotation, biological process: transmembrane transport.